Danio aesculapii is the source of this 2477-nucleotide messenger RNA. RefSeq names its product DMRT-like family A2 (gene dmrta2). The transcript is spliced from 2 exons. Gene Ontology annotation, molecular function: DNA-binding transcription factor activity, RNA polymerase II-specific; protein binding; RNA polymerase II cis-regulatory region sequence-specific DNA binding. Bases 419 to 1738 code for a protein of 439 amino acids. Gene Ontology annotation, biological process: sex differentiation; germ cell development; regulation of transcription by RNA polymerase II. Gene Ontology annotation, cellular component: nucleus. The record is from RefSeq and is a predicted model, not a curated record. NCBI's taxonomy places the organism in Eukaryota, Metazoa, Chordata, Actinopteri, Cypriniformes, Danionidae.
UGAAGAUCUCUCGAGGAAGUUAGUGUCUCACACUGGCUGCAGCAGCAAACUCUGCUCUCUCACACUGCUGGCUGAUCGUUGAGUUUAAAGUCAGUUUCGCAUCGCUUUCCAUGGAUUUUUGUGUUUUAAAAAUAGCUUUUAUUUGUGUUACACGUAAGUUUAAUUUCUAAAAUAAGCACUUCGUUCGGGCUGCUUGUGGGACUGUGCGCAACAAGUUGAAGAUCUCGCUGGAAAGAGGACUUUCAUAAGCAAUCGUUUUCUGCUCUCUUCUUGGACACUGGCAGUCGGGCUGUGUUCUUCAAGUGCUGUACUGAAGAUAUUCAUCUUGUAUCGAUUCUGGCCGAUGCUUAUGAAACGUCUCCGAUCGAAGACUUCGGUGGCGCACGUAUUUUAACCUAUCGAUCCGCUGUUUGUUGAUAUGGAUCUUCGUCCAGAGAUCCCACCCGCCUCUCAGGCAGGGUCGCAGGUUCAUCCAGGCGCCGCUGCUGCGGCCGCUGCCGCCUCCAUACCGGUUUCAAUGGCAGGUAGCCUGUUAAGGGCCCCGCCGCUGUUGCUUCGCGCUACGGAGAAGUAUCCAAGGACGCCCAAGUGCGCCCGGUGCAGGAAUCACGGCGUGGUAUCCGCGCUCAAAGGGCAUAAGCGCUACUGCAGAUGGAAAGACUGUAUGUGUGCCAAAUGCACCCUGAUCGCUGAGAGACAGCGCGUGAUGGCCGCUCAGGUCGCGCUCCGCAGACAGCAGGCGCAGGAGGAGAACGAGGCGAGAGAGCUCCAGCUGCUCUACGGUACAGCAGAGGGUCUGGCCCUGGCCGCUGCCAAUGGCAUCAUACCACCCCGGCAAAACUACGAGGUCUUCGGCCCAGUUAGCAACGAAUCAAACUCUGGAGAAUCAAAUAUCCAAAAGUUCGAGCUGUUCCCCAAGACACAUUUACCAGGAACGGUGACACCACAGCAGGCGGCUGGAAAGUCUGUGUCCACCGACACCGAAUCCGUUCCUGGCAUGUCGUCUCCAGAUAUGCGCCACGGCUCGGGUUCGGAAAACGGCGAUCGAGAGUCCAUCGUGAGUUCCCCGAUAGCCAAACCACUAAAAGAUGGCGAGGAGACGCCAGGCUCAAUCAGUCCCAUCGGCUCAGACUCCGGCUCCGACACGGAUAAAGAUGAGCAGGAGCCCUCGCCCUCCUCCGCGGCAUCACGACAGAUGAACGCCAUCGACAUCCUAACGAGGGUUUUCCCUAACCACAAGCGCAGCGUCUUGGAGCUUGUGCUUCAAGGAUGCGGGAAAGAUGUGGUGCAGGCCAUAGAGCAAAUCCUAAACAACAGCGGUCAAGCCAAAGGCCCAGAGGAGACCUGGACGGCGGAGAGGAUGCUGCAGAGCGCGCAGCCGACCAUGUCCUCCACCCCGCGGCCUAUGUUACCUGGAACCAUGACGCUCAGCAACAGAUCUGCGUUCUCUCCUCUGCAACCCAACGCGCCACAUUUCGGUUCCGACCCGAGCACGUACCCUCUCAGUACGCAUUUGGGCCUGAACCCACUCCGGCUGGCAUACUCGGCUCACAGCAGAGGCCUGGCCUUUAUGGCACCAUACUCCACCACAGGUCUGAUGCCAACUCUGGGCUUCAGGCCGCCAAUGGACUAUGCCUUCAGUGACUUAAUCAGAGACAGGACUCUCUUACAUAAAGACCAGAGCUAUACCAAUGGACUGUACGGUCCUCUGGUCAACAACACUCCAGAGAAGCAGUGAAAUGGUGAUUCCCAAAUAUAGACAAAAGUGUUUCAUGUCUUUAAAGACUAAAAAAUUAUCAUCCCUAAAGACUCACGCGCCUCGUGUUCCUGUAUAUAAAAUAUGUCUAGGUUAAUCACAAGAAAAAAUGUGUUUGGUGGUCGUGGCUUCUUUGAAGUUUGUGAUUAAUCAAAAAAGAAAAUGGUUACGUGUAAAGGUUAAAGUAGUUUCUGCCUAUCUUACUGCAAGAUGGCGUUACUGACACAAAAUAAACCGGUGAAUUAUUUUAGACCUUUAGCAGAGUAACCAUAGUAUUUUCACGUAAUGUAAAUUGUGUAUUUUAAAAUCCUUCACGUUUGUUACAAUCCAUUUAGAUUAUUUACCAAGCGGAUUAAGCCCCCGUGUGAUGAAUGAUAGUGCAAUUCCUAGAAUAAUUUGCUUCAUGAUUUAAAAAGGGACUCUUCUAGCAUCAUUGUAAUCGUGGAGCGUUUAUUAUUCCAUCUUUUCUGCUCAGUGUGUGUAAAAUUGUACUUUGUUCAUUCAACAAAACAGAACAGAAUUUAUUUGGAAUCAGUAUGAUUAAUGGCACAAGUAGACAUUUGUGUUCCCUUUGUGAGUGAUAUAUUGUGUUACACGACGAAAUAAUGUAUAUUGCAUUUCUUGAUGAUGAUAAAGUCAUAUUUGUUUUCUUAAAAAAAUCAAAAGGGAUCUAAAAAACAUGUAAAACAGUUGUUUGUUGAAUUAAAUCUUGCUGCGUUGC